Bicyclus anynana (squinting bush brown) is the source of this 3391-nucleotide messenger RNA. Its product is annotated as RUS family member 1. The record is from RefSeq and is a predicted model, not a curated record. NCBI's taxonomy places the organism in Eukaryota, Metazoa, Arthropoda, Insecta, Lepidoptera, Nymphalidae. Bases 960 to 2348 code for a protein of 462 amino acids. The transcript has 9 exons.
GUACAAAAUAUUGUCCGACUACAAAAGCCAAAUGUAUUUUUUGGCUUUACAAAGUAGUUUGACAAUAAUUUGAAAUUUCCAAUGUAAUAUUGAAGUAAAUUUACGAAUAGUACAUAUAGAUGGCGCUACUGCAAAAACCAGCGCCAUCUCUUGAAAAGGGGUUCUUGUUUGAAGUUAAUACAAAUAGCAAACUACAGUGUGACUUAUCUAUCUCAAUAAAAUUGUCUAUGAUCGUGAUCCCAGUGUUCCCAACUUAGGGGUUUUCCCCCCAGAUUUAGGGGGCAAAUAAGUGAAAUGGGAUUUUUUAGGGGUCUGAAAUUUUUAGGGGUAUUUUCAGGGAUUUUUUGACUUUUUAAUAUUUUUAAAUUGAUGAUAAUUUUAAUAUUUCUUUCUUGACCUAGCGACCUAUAACGAUGUAUAAUACGUUAUUCUACAACCACUCUGAGGCAACUGGCGGCAAUUUUCAUCGAAUAAAAAAAAUGUUAAAUUUAUUCAUUGUCAACAUGUAUGAUUUAAAAAAAUCUGAAUCUUCAGAUAAAUACGUAAUAUUUUGUCUGUAUUAAAUAAGACUUUUAAAACAUAUUACAGCAUAUUAUUUCUAAAUUAUUAUGAAUUUAUAUUUUUAGGGGGACAACUCAAUAAUUAAGGCGAUUUUAGGGGUUUUUGACACAAACUUUAGGGAUAAAUAUUUUGGAGAGUUGGUAACACUGCGUGAUCCACAGAGUACAUUAAAAAGUAAUCCAUCGAUCGUGUAUCGAUCCAUGAUCCAUCCAAUUCCAUUCUACAUUUAUUAUUUUACUUUUUGCAUUCCAUCCACCUGAUGAUGUGAAUAAAUGAUGAAGUGAUCUGUGAUUCCGCCAUUCCACGUCAACGCCGGUGGUUUAUCAUCUUUUUUAACUUCAAAUUUUCUGCGAACACGUUUUGAAUUUGCCUAUAUUUUCAUAUUUUUGGUAGUUAAUAUGGAGCAAGAAACUUUAUUUAAGGAAUUUUCUACUGAGAAAAGGCGUACUAUAGUAAAACCUGCCGGUCAAAAUAACGUUUCUGUACUUAAGGAAAACCAGCCAUUUAGUAUACAAGACUUUAUUACUAAAAUAUUUUUACCACGAGGAUAUCCUGACUCAGUUAGUAAAGACUAUAUUGAGUAUCAAAUUUAUGAUUGCCUACAGGCUGCCUGUAGCACUAUUAUCGGUAUCAUAGCCGCUCAAGCAGUCUUGAAAGGAGUAGGUGUCGGUAAUGUACAGGCUACAGCCUUAGCAGCCACGAUCACAUGGAUCACCAAGGAUUUAUGUGGACACUUAGGGCAGAUCAUGUUUGCCUUUUUUUAUGGUGGUGUGUUGGACGCUUACUGCAAAACAUGGCGUUUGUAUGCAGAUGCACUAAAUGAUUUGGCUAUGUUGUCUGAACUGGCAUUGCCAUUAUUUCCUGAAAGUUUCACAAUAUUGAUUUUGUGCUUUAGCACUCUAGUCUAUAACAUAGUAGGAGUUGCAGGCAGUGCCACAAGGAUGGCAAUGACCCAACAUCAUGCCAUAGAGGGCAACUUUGCAGAUGUAUCUGCAAAGGACGCUGCACAGGAGACGGCUGUCAACUUUGUGGCGUCCAUAGUCGCGCUAGCAUUCAUAUCAAUUAUUACAAAUAAUAUAAUUUUAAUUUUCAUAUUGGUUCUGCUUCACCUUUAUUUUAAUUAUCGUGCUGUGAAAUCCGUUAUUUUAAAUAAGUUUAAUGAACCAAGGUAUUUGCAUUUUCUGGACUCCUAUUUUAAAUCAAAAACUCUAUGCCCAAUUGAAGUUAACCUGUCCGAGAGUGUGUUUUUUAGGAAACAAGAUGACAUAUUAAUGGGAUACAAAAUAAUGAUCGGUCAAUCCUUAAAACAACUAACUAACUACUCUGCAGAUGCUACAUAUGUAAAUAAAAUUAAAAAUAUAUAUGCAAUGGCCAAUUAUAUACUUAUUGUUAAUGCUAGGGAUAAGAUUAUAAAUGUAUUUUUACAUGAAAACUCUACUACGGAUGGAAUCUUGCUUGCUUACUUCCAUGCAGUGGUGGCAGCAAAAGUUAUGCAUUCUAUUCAAAACAGCUCUGGCUCGGUGCUGCGACUAUCAAAAACAAAGAGUUUCAAUCGAAUAUUGCUCGCAAUAAAAAAGGGUGAAUUGACCCGCCGUAACCCGACCCAUAGCUAUGAAGUACAACUGGAGCCAUCUUUAAUUUUGAUUAAAUACUUGCACGAGAUGGUAAAGCUGGAGUGGCCAUCUCUGAGAAACACGUUACGUCUAGCUGGUUGGAAUGUAACAAAUCAUUCAUUGAUAGUCGGAAAAUGGCGUGUUUGCCAGGAUGGCCCAAAACUAAACCCGUAAACUGCGAGUUACAUUCAACGGCACGAUAGCGAACACAAUAGAACAUUUUGCAUGAAACCUAUGAGUUCAAUAGAAAAGUAAUGUAAUUUAGAUAAUGUUAUAUUGAAAAAUGUUAAUAAUGUUAAAAUGUGAAUAAUGUUAAAUUAGAAAAUCAUGAAAAUUGUACAAUUUGUUAGUGUAUUGAACAUUAUUAUUGUUUAUUAAAUAUUAUUAUUAUUCAUGAAACACCUUUUUGUAAAAGAUAACUAACAGAAAAUUAAAAUUAUUAUUCGAAUUUAAUAGAUUUAGGAAUGUAAUUAAAAAGAUGUUUUCUGCAUGACAAUGGGAUAAAAUAAUAUGAUGAAAUUUGUACAAUUUAUUAGAUUAUUAAACAUUGUUUUCGUUGUACAACUUUCCGUUUAUAAGAUAACUAAUAGAAAAAUUAAAUUCGAGUUUACUAGAUUUAGAAAAAGAACUGAUAAUAUUAGAUUUAGAAAUGUUAUUCCUAGGAUGUUGCAUGCAUGAUAAUGUUAAAGAUAAAAUUUGUACAAUUUAUUAGUUUAUUAAUUAUUUAAUAUUAAUAUAUAAUAAAUAAUUUUUUUUUGAAAAAAAAAAAAUAACAAAAAAUUUAAAUUAUUAUUAUUAGAAAGAGAACUGAUAAAUGUGAGAUGAUGAACUUUGUACAAUUUAUUAGUGGCAGUUAGUUGGUAUGAAUAACGCCGGCCACAGACGUUCAAGUAUACAGUGCGUGUAAGUCAGUCACCCGAUGGACGUCCACUGCUGCUGGACAUUGGACCCUUACAUGGACCUCCAACCACAACGGUCUCGAGCCGCCAGCAUCCAGCGGUUCCCUGCAACCCGCUUGAUGUCCUCGGUCCACCUAGUGGGGGUCGACUAAUUGCGAUUUCCAGUGCGGGGUCGCUAUUCUAGCACUUCGGACUUCCAACGUCCACAGGCUCUUCGAAGUAUGUGGCCUGUCCAGUUCCACAAAAAAAAAAAUGUAAUAUAAAGAUAGGUAGGAAAUUAUUACAAGAUUUCAAAUAUACAUUUUAUUAUUUUUGUAA